Molecule: messenger RNA, 450 nt
Organism: Phyllotreta striolata
Lineage: Eukaryota; Metazoa; Arthropoda; Insecta; Coleoptera; Chrysomelidae
Source: the annotation of a GenBank genome assembly
AUGACCGAAGAACAAGAACUGGAACACCACAAACAACUGGAACUCUGUACUACUCGACCUGCUUACAGACAAGGCAGGAAAUUAACAGCAGUAAAAGUUUACACUAUAAAUCAAGAAUCUCAGCAUUUUUACGUUUACGGAGUACCGUCGAUAAACUUACGAAACGAAUUGAGGCGGCUUUGCGCUAAAUAUGGGCAAGUGCUUUCGAUAUCUGUGGUAUCGGAUGUCGAGACGGAAAUAUUUACGGAAUGCUACCAUGUUCGAUAUCAGAGGAUCCAGUCCGCCAGGAUAGCCAAGAGAUUGUUGGACGGGAGGUCUUUCUAUGGGGGAAUUUUGCAUAUAUGCUAUGCGCCCGAAUGCGAAUCUGUACAAGAGACUAAAUUGAAACUAGCCCAACGAAAAAAGGACGUAACUUCGAGAUUGCAAACGAAAGAAAAAGAGAAAACUUGA